This is a messenger RNA of Carya illinoinensis, 1035 nucleotides long. Its product is annotated as ATP-dependent DNA helicase PIF1-like. NCBI's taxonomy places the organism in Eukaryota, Viridiplantae, Streptophyta, Magnoliopsida, Fagales, Juglandaceae. The transcript has a single exon. The coding region runs from base 1 to 1035 and encodes 344 amino acids. Gene Ontology annotation, biological process: DNA repair; telomere maintenance. The record is from RefSeq and is a predicted model, not a curated record. Gene Ontology annotation, molecular function: DNA helicase activity.
AUGCUACGAGACAUUAAUGAUUCAGAGUUAACAUUCGGUGGAAAAGUUGUCGUUUUUGGUGGAGAUUUUCGCCAGGUUUUACCUGUGGUUCGUAAAGGAACAAGACAAGAACAUGUUGACGCCAGUUUGGUUUCUUCUUACUUGUGGCCUACAUUGAUCAAGUUUCAUUUGACUGAAAAUAUGCGAGCAAGAUUGGAUCCAGUCUUUUCAGAAUAUGUGUUAGAAUUGGGCAACGGAAUGCCACCAAUCACAGUUGAUGAAACUAUAAAAAUUCUUGAUGGCAUGCUUGUUCCUUACGAAGAUGGCUGUACUUCUUUGGAUCAUUUAAUAGAUGCUGUUUUCCAUGAUAUUCAUGAAUAUUCAAUAAAUAUUUCAGCUAUGAUGAAUCGGGCCAUAUUAACACCAAAGAACAGUUAUGUUGAUGAAAUAAAUGCAUUGCUAAUUCAUAGAUUUCCUGGUGAGCUUAAGCGAUAUUAUAGCUUUGAUGAAGCAAUAGAUACAUCUGAACAGUCAAUUAUGGAAGAUUUUUUAAAUACUCUAACCCCAAAUGGACUUCCUCCUCAUGAAUUGUUACUGAAGAUAAACUGUCCUAUCAUGCUGCUUAGAAACAUUAAUCCUUCAGAAGGACUAUGCAACGGAACACGUCUAAUUUGUCAGGCUUUUGAUCAAAAUGUCAUUGAUGCAAAAAUCGUAGUUGGGCAUCACAGCGGAAAAAUGGUCUUUAUUCCAAGGAUCCCAUUCUUACCAAAUGUUGAUGAAAAUAGUGGCUUCUCAUUCAAACGAACUCAGUUCCCUAUCAGAUUAAGUUUUGCAAUGACUAUAAAUAAGUCACAAGGGCAAACAUUGGAUUUUGUUGGAAUAUAUUUACCUCAACCUGUUUUCUCACACGGUCAAUUAUAUGUGGCUUUAUCAAGGGCAAAGACUGCAUCUACAGUAAGGAUUUUAAUAUGGCCAGUGUCAACUGAGCGAUCAGAAAAGAACUACACAAAAAAUAUUGUCUAUACAGAAUUAUUAAGAUUAGCAUCUUCAGAUUAA